AACAAACAUUGAGAAUAUACAAUUUUUAUUUUUUAUUUUAACUCUCGUAUCAUUCUGUUAAUUACCUUCCUCGCCUCAUGCAAACAGAGCCUAAAGAGGCUAAAAUCUCCGAUAGAAAACAAAUCAAAAUCUCUGAUCGAGCAUCGACGGCCCUUCAGAUUCCUGAAAUCCCCAAUUCUUUUCUAUAUUUAUUCUGCUAUAUUUGCGACUGAAAUGGUUUACAUAACUUCGUGGGACGAGUUCGUUGAGCGAUCGGCACAGUUGUUUCGCGCGGACCCUGAUUCAACGCGGUAUGUUAUGAAGUAUCGACACUGCGACGGCAAGCUGGUUCUCAAGGUCACUGAUGACAAAGAGUGUCUGAAGUUCAAGACGGACCAGGCACAGGAUGCUAAGAAGAUGGAGAAGCUGAAUAAUAUUUUUUUCACUUUGAUGUCUCGGGGCCCUGAUGCUGAUGUGUCAGAAGUUACAGGGAAAGAACAGACAGAAGCACAGUCAGGGAAGAAAGGAAGAGGAAGGAAACAAUAACUUGUUGGCUUUAAGACAAAGAGGAUUUGAAUGUCUUACUUGACUUGUGGAUGAAUUAAAUGAAUUUUUGGAAUGCUUAUGUGGAGGGUCCAUAUUAAUGCCAUUUUUAGGCAUUACCAUUGAAAAAAAUGUGGGAUGUUCUGCUCUUUUCUUAAUCCCAUUUAUGUGGCAAUGAUUCUAUCUGAA
Molecule: messenger RNA, 711 nt
Organism: Hevea brasiliensis (rubber tree)
Lineage: Eukaryota; Viridiplantae; Streptophyta; Magnoliopsida; Malpighiales; Euphorbiaceae
Product: signal recognition particle 9 kDa protein
Exons: 4
Coding region: 214-525 (103 amino acids)
Biological process (GO): SRP-dependent cotranslational protein targeting to membrane; negative regulation of translational elongation
Cellular component (GO): signal recognition particle, endoplasmic reticulum targeting
Molecular function (GO): 7S RNA binding
Source: RefSeq, a predicted model, not a curated record